AUGGCCGACGCACCCCGGACUGUACUGAUCUCAGGCUGCUCGUCGGGAAUUGGCCUGGAGCUCGCAGUGCAGCUGGCUCAUGACCACAGGCAGCGCUACCAAGUGGUGGCCACCAUGAGGGACCUGGGAAAGAAGGGGGCACUGGAAGCAGCUGCUGGAGAGGCUCUGGGGCAGACCCUCACCGUGGCCCAGCUGGACGUGUGCAGUGACGAGUCAGUGGCCCAGUGUCUCAGCUGCAUCCAGGGAGGGGAAGUGGACGUGCUGGUGAAUAAUGCUGGAGUGGGCCUGGUGGGGCCCUUGGAGGGGCUCAGCCUAGCUGCCAUGCAGAACGUCUUCGAUACCAACUUUUUCGGGGCUGUGCGUCUCGUCAGAGCUGUGCUUCCUGGCAUGAAGAAAAGGAGAAAGGGCCACAUUGUGGUGGUCAGCAGUGUGAUGGGGCUGCAGGGUGUCGUGUUCAAUGAAGUCUAUGCAGCCUCCAAGUUCGCCCUGGAGGGAUUCUUUGAGAGCCUGGCUGUCCAGCUGCUGCAGUUCAACAUCUUCAUCACCCUGGUGGAACCUGGUCCAGUGGUCACUGACUUUGAGGGGAAGCUCCUGGAGCAGGUUUCCGAGGCCGAGUUCCCAGACACCGACCCUGACACCUUGCACUACUUCCGAGAUUUCUACCUCCCAGCCUCCAGGGAGCUCUUUCGCUCCGUAGGGCAGAGCCCACAGGAUGUGGCCCAGGUCGUCGUCAAGGUCAUCAGUUCACCCAGACCCCCCCUGCGCCGACAGACCAACGCCCGCUACACCCCGCUGGCUGCACUCAAGGCUGUGGACCCCUCCGGCAGCCUUUACGUGCGCGCCUCCCACCACCUGCUCUUCCGCUGGACGCGCUUCCUCAACCUCGGCCUCCGAUGUCUGGCCUGCGGCUGCCUCCGCAUCCGAAUAUGGCCCCGGUGAGCAGAGCUUCACCCGACCCUCCCCACCUCCGCACAGCCAGGCGUCUUCAGUUCAUACCAAUCUCAGAGGCCUCUACGGACUCUUCAUUCAUUCAUGCACUCAGCAGCCUGCCUGACCCACUCUGUGCCUGGGCCUUGGUGGGGCCCCAGAAAUCCCUCGGCCUCCAGGCACACACACCCCGCCCCCCCCCACCGUGGUCAGGGCUGGGGCAGAAAGAGGGAGCCUUAGACCCUGGGCUGAGGACCCCAGAGUAGGGAGGCUGGAGCUGUGUCUGGGAAGGCAAGGUAGGCUUCCUGGAGGAGGGGACAUUGUUGCUGGACCUUGAAAGAUGAAAUAGACUGCCUCAUUCAACCUCUGGACUCUAUUAUCUUGGGCCUGGAAAUACAAGGAUGAUCUAAAACGCCCUCUACAUAGAACCGAGUUGACUAAGGGGUCUUCAAGACUUUUCCGGUCACACAGCCCAUCAGCAAAAUGUUUCAUGCACUCACCAGCGGCACAUGUAUAUUUUUUUUAUCAAAUAUAUAUUUGUUACCA
Messenger RNA from Lynx canadensis (Canada lynx), 1473 nucleotides. RefSeq names its product retinol dehydrogenase 8 (gene RDH8). The transcript has 6 exons. NCBI's taxonomy places the organism in Eukaryota, Metazoa, Chordata, Mammalia, Carnivora, Felidae. Gene Ontology annotation, cellular component: cytoplasm. Bases 1 to 939 code for a protein of 312 amino acids. Gene Ontology annotation, biological process: estrogen biosynthetic process. Gene Ontology annotation, molecular function: estradiol 17-beta-dehydrogenase [NAD(P)+] activity. The record is from RefSeq and is a predicted model, not a curated record.